AUGUUCAAUUCCGUAUUAUUCAGUCUCGUAUUCUGCUAUGAUUUUAUUCGUUUUAAGAAGAAAAUCAGCCCCGAGAAAUUAUCAGCAUCCAGUAGCGAUGCCAGUAUAAGUUCUAGAGAUCGUCUAUGUCCUAAUGGCGACACUAGAGGGCGACUGUGCAAGGCCAGCAGUCUCGUGUCGUGCUUCUGGGUACAUGACGUCGGUCUCAUCACACUGGAAACCAACGCUAUAGUUAAACUAUGGGAUCGCAAUCUGCAAGUCCAGAAUAUAUUGAAUGGCCGACAGACAGAUGUGUAUAUCAAUUGUGCAGCUUUCCAGAAAAAUGUAUUGCCUAUUUGCGAUGAUUAUCAUAGGUUUCAGACUUAUGAACUAAAGACAGGUGAUAAGAUAGAACUGCAGCCCAUUCAGGUGUACAAGUUGAAUAAUCGUAUCAUGUGUUGUGACCUCACCGCAGACGGCAGCCUCCUCGCCAUGGGACUUGACUCCGGGAAUGUUAUUGUAUGUACUAUGCAUUUAAUCCUUUAUUACAUAAACUGAGGAAGUGGAUUUGACGGGAAAGGGGAGUUUUAGAAGAGAGAAAUAUCUCUAAUCCUUUGCUUUAUACUUUUAGACAUUAUUAAUUAGAAUCCUUUGGCGCGAAAAACGUGC
Messenger RNA from Papilio xuthus (Asian swallowtail), 648 nucleotides. RefSeq lists its product as uncharacterized. Lineage: Eukaryota; Metazoa; Arthropoda; Insecta; Lepidoptera; Papilionidae. The record is from RefSeq and is a predicted model, not a curated record. The transcript is spliced from 3 exons. Bases 1 to 537 code for a protein of 178 amino acids. Gene Ontology annotation, molecular function: protein binding.